CGUAGAUGUUCCAAAACCAUCCUCUCCAACAAAAAUAAAAAGAGAAUGUUCCAGCACUGUUAUUCUUUUAAGGUCAAUCAUAGCAUUGGACAAACUUUGUUCAUACAAACAGCUGGUAAAUCUCAGCGCAUGUCACGUCAUAAUCCAUUAAUCCUGGCAGUAGUUUUAUAUCCCCAAUGGCCAAAGCCAGAUAUAUAAAGGAUCCUAAACCCCAGAAACCCCGAUCCCAAAACAUCAGUUUUCAAGCUCAUCCAUUCACUGCUUGGAACUCCUCAACAUUGUGCUCCUAGCUGGCUGAUCAGUGAUCUGAUCACACUGGCAGCCUGGUACACCAAUCCAAACUACUACUAGCUCCUUCACAUUGCCAGUUAGCUGCUGUCGCUGGCCUUGUCCAGAGAGGCGCCAUGGGGUGCACCACCUCCAGGCAAGCCCGGCACGACCUCCGCUACUGCCCGUCGCCGCUGGCGCUGCCGCGGAGCCAGUCGUUCCCGGCCCGGUGCCCCAGCGACGCCGGCGUCCACGUGGUCCGGCUCACGUCGUCCACGCUGGGCUCCCUCGAGCUCGAGAAGGCCCUUCCGCGGGCGCCGGAGCCCGCCGCGGCGCGCGCGCCGCUGAGGCUGGCGCCGCGCACGCCCACCAUGACGCCGCCCAACGAGCCCGAGGACAUCGACGCGUGGGCGCUCAUGGCGGGCCUCGAGGACCACUCGCCGCUGCUCGCGGCGCCGUUCGGGCGCCACUCCUUCUCGUUCCCGGUCGCCGCGGCGCCGCAGGAGCUCGCCGCGUCCGCCAAGGUCACGCCGCUGCCGCUGCCACAGCCCCACGCCGCCGCCGCUGCGGUGGACGGCGUCGAGGGGAAGGCGGGAAGAGCGAAGGCGCGUCCUCCGCGCCGGGCGGUGCUGUACUUCACGUCGUUGCGCGGCGUGCGCGCCACGUACGAGGACUGCUGCCUCGCGCGCGCCAUCCUCAAGGGCUAUGGCGUGCGCCUCGACGAGCGCGACGUGUCCAUGCACCGCGGCUUCCGGGACGAGCUCAACGGCCUCCUCGGCGUCCCGGGCGGCGGCGCGCUCGCCAAGUUCUUGGCGCCGGCCGCGCCCGCCCUCCCCAGCCUGUUCGUGGACGGGGAGCUCGUGGGAAACGCCGAGGAGCUGAAGCGGCUGCACGAGGCCGGGGAGCUCGCGGCGAGGCUGGCCGGGUGCGAGAGCGCGGCGGCCGCGGGCGACGCUGGCGCGUGCGAGGCAUGCGGGGACGUGCGGUUCGUGCUCUGCGAGACGUGCUCGGGCAGCUGCAAGGUGUACGUGGACGACGAAAGCGAACAGGAGGAAGACGACGCGUCCGGCGACGAUGGCAGCGGCGGUGGCGGGUUCCGGCGGUGCCCGGAGUGCAACGAGAACGGCAUCGUGCGGUGCCCCGUGUGCUGCUGCUGCGGCUAAGAAGUUUUUGAUAUGACGUGCACAAUUCCUUUUGCCUUGCGUGCGCCACUUUGGAUGUGGUGCACGCUAAGCUCCCUGCGAUUUGUGAAUGACCUUGUUGUAUUCUUGCUUGAUCGACGGUCUAGGAUGAUCGUGGUGUUUCCAUUUGGAUUUUUGGAUGACAUGAGUAACAGAUGCCAAUGCUUCAGUGGUGUUGCCUGAGGAAUUGAACUCUGUAUGUCUAGCCCAAUAACGAACCCAAAUCUUUCGCCGGCCGGAACGGCCGUGGACUGGUUCGUGUACGCGUUCCACCCUUUCUACUCGCGACACGGGUGCGGUGGCCGUUGCCUGGUUGGAGCAGUUGGCCGCGAUUCAAAGCCGG
Molecule: messenger RNA, 1791 nt
Organism: Setaria italica (foxtail millet)
Lineage: Eukaryota; Viridiplantae; Streptophyta; Magnoliopsida; Poales; Poaceae
Exons: 1
Coding region: 405-1430 (341 amino acids)
Source: RefSeq, a predicted model, not a curated record